Cylindrotheca closterium is the source of this 1296-nucleotide messenger RNA. The record is from the annotation of a GenBank genome assembly. NCBI's taxonomy places the organism in Eukaryota, Bacillariophyta, Bacillariophyceae, Bacillariales, Bacillariaceae.
AUGGUUCCCAACACAGUGACACAACCAAAGAAGGCCACCAAGCAGGGCAAGCCACCAAAACAACCAGACAAGAAGGCCCGUACAAGUACAGGUGUCCAAUUUCAGGAACCAUCUUCUGCCCAACCCUCGGCGGCCUCGGCUGUUCAAGUAGACACGUCUCACAUGGAAGGGGACAACACUACUGCCGCGUCUCAAGAUGAGAGCCAAACCUCAUCUCUUACUGCGUCUACUCCGCGAGGUGGAGGGUCUCCAUUCUUCUCUCCUCCUCCCGGGAAGGCGCACAGUGAUGGCGCCAGGGAUUGGUCUGGCGAUGAUCACCGCCGUCAUUCUUCACUGGCUACUCGAAUCUGUUUCCAGAAUGUCAAUGGACUACCAGAAAAUGGCAAUGAUUUCAAGCAGCAACAGAUCAACUCCUGGCUGAAGGAAGAACGAGUGGGAAUUGCGUUGUUGGCAGAGGCCAAGACGUUUUGGCCUUCUAUCAAUGAAGGUCAUGGUUGGAGUGACAGACUCCGCCAAGCUACAAUGAAGUCCGAGCAAAAAGGGUUUUACUCGUUGGUAGCUUACAAUCGGCAUCAGGACAGAUCUGCUGCCACCUUGGCGGUACAAUGGGGCGGGUGCAUUGCAACCGUUUUGAACCAAGUGGCGCACAGGGCUAAGGAAGCUGGCAGAGACCCCACGGGUUUAGGACAAUGGGCCUAUGUUCGUCUCCAAGGAAGGAAGUUGAAAGCCCAUGGGGGUAAUGUUCAGGACUCUUUGGUUGAGGUAAAUGACUUAGUUUGUGGUCUGAUCUCCAAGGACUUGGUGGUGGUCUCCGCGCAUCGUCCCAACAAGCAAGGCCUCGGUGGAUCUACAGUAUGGGCACAACACAGGCUUCACUUUCAUGCAGUGAAUCGAAAAGUUAGUCCAAGGAAAGCCUUUGUGGACAAUCUUUGCAAACAGAUCACCAAAUGGCAUGAUGAAGGAUGUGAGGGGGUUUUGGGUAUAGAUGCAAACGAGGAUGUCACUGUUAACGCACCCCAGUCUAUCCGCCACCGCUUCCGGGCCUGCGGUCUUGAGGAGGCAAUCCUAAAACACCAUCCACCACAAGCGACCCACCAGCGCAACCAACGGAACAUUCCAAUUGAUGGUAUCUUCACUACUUCGGGCGUACCAAUCCUUGCGGGUAGGUACUACGCCUUUGACGAAUUCUUUGAUUGCGAUCAUCGCGGCUUGUGGAUUGACAUUGAUCUUUCCACCUCCUUGGGCAACUUCCAACCUCAGAAAUCCAACUUCAAGCCACGGAAGUUGUCCCUCUAA